Messenger RNA from Aspergillus fumigatus Af293, 1272 nucleotides. Its product is annotated as WD domain protein. The record is from RefSeq and is a predicted model, not a curated record. Gene Ontology annotation, molecular function: protein binding. Lineage: Eukaryota; Fungi; Ascomycota; Eurotiomycetes; Eurotiales; Aspergillaceae.
AUGCUGAUUAGGUUCUGCGCGGGCUUUGUCUUCACAGCAGACUGUGAGCAUGGGCUGAGGUGUUGGCGUGCUAGCCAUCAAAUAUCAUGCACUGCUAGACUCCCCCUUGUGCAGUCCGAAUUAGAAACUUCAGCAUUCCCUACAGCGUUGGCGGUGAGCCGCUGCCUAGCGCAGAAUCUUAUCAAAGUAACAGUGGGAUUUGCAGACGGUCGUUUCGGCGUCUACGAUAUGGAUACUAAAUCGUUAUAUCUGAGAUUACGCUCUUUCAAUGCUGCUUCUGCUGAUGGGGCAAUCACCGCAAUGGCCAUAUCGAAUUCUUACCUCCUAAUGGUCUCAGAGCACAAGGUUUUAUCACUGUAUGAGAUGUUUCUAGCGGAACCUGAGCAUUCAACUAGAUCCAACGCAGCGAAUACGAGCAAACAAUCCGCAGCCGAAGAUGUGAAACUACUCGAAUCUCUCAAGGCAGACAGUAUUUUAUCCCCGAUGUCCUUGUCAAUUCGAUUGGCACAUUCGAAAAUCAUUGCAUCUAUUGUUUACAGCUUUUUCCAUAUUGGCUGUGGCUGGUCAUUGGGGAUCCAAGAACUGCAUUUUGGCAAGAAUGGCGAGCAGAUUGGUUCUCGACUUGCAACCACUGUUAACGCUCAGUAUGGAGCAAUGCCGCUGCAUCAUCUUACUCGUUCGAGGAGAGGUUAUUCUUCAUCUUUUCAAUCCGAACCAUCAAGCGGGGAGUCUCUCGUGGAACUGACAGAGCCGUCCAUAUUACACCAAGAACCGCCAACCUCCAUUUCCUAUUCCCACCCGUAUCUCUUGACGUCGCAUGCAGAUAACACUUUGACAGUGUAUCUCGUCGUUUCCACUGGUGCAAAGCUCUUCAUCAAGGGAGGUCAGAGGCUCUGGGGUCAUACUUCGUCAGUAUCUGCAGUGCAAGUGAGCGACCACGGAAAGGCGAUUUCCGUGAGCUCUCGCGGCGACGAAAUUAGAGUGUGGGAGCUUGAGAGUUUGAUUCCGUCUCUUGGGUCUUCAAAGGAAGCAAGGGUGGAGAAUAGCAUCCAAGUCAAUCCUGAGAACAAGCUGUGCAAAAUACAUGGGGGCGGGGCUCCCCUAGCAUUGUUUCUUGCUUGCCAGCAUUGUGGGCCACAAUUAGCCUCUGGGCAGAUGUCUCGUGAAUACGCUCGGAUGGGAGAUUGUGUUGGGUUUGAUGAUGAGCGUCUACUUCUUUCCAGUCGAAAGGAAACUGGGGCGCAUUUAAUAGCAAUGUAUGAUUUCACAUGA